CGGUGCGGACGUGUCGGGGGGCGCAGUGAAAACCCAGAGCCGCGGCACCGAGCGGAGGAUCCGGAGGGGCGCGGGGCUAUGUGGAUGCCAAUGCUGGACUAGCAGAGCCCACGCUGAAAUGAUGUAUUGAGGAUCUUAUCUGAGACACUGUUGACUCCUGGGACCUUAUCUGAAAAUUCUUUGCACUGUUAGGCGAGGCAGAUUGUUUUCACUAUGGGGAGAAAAAAGAUCCAGAUCACCCGGAUCCUAGACGAGAGGAACCGACAGGUGACCUUCACAAAGAGGAAGUUUGGCCUGAUGAAGAAGGCCUAUGAGCUGAGUGUUCUGUGCGACUGCGAGAUCGCCCUCAUCAUUUUCAACAGCUCCAACAAGCUGUUCCAGUACGCCAGCACCGACAUGGACAAGGUGCUGCUCAAGUACACCGAGUACAACGAACCCCACGAGAGCAGAACCAACUCCGACAUCGUGGAGGCUUUGAACAAGAAGGAGCACAGAGGAGGGGACAGCCCUGACCCGGACGCCACCUACGUCCUCACGCCCCACACGGAGGAGAAAUAUAAGAAGAUCAACGAGGAGUUUGACAAUAUGAUGAGGAAUCAUAAACUUUCAACAGGUGUCCCCCAGCAGAACUUCAUGAAUGUGGCCCCACCAGGGGUCAAUCCCAACAGCUUCACCUACAGUCAUGGUGUAGGUGGAGGGACCUCCCAGGCUUUGGCUGCAGCCACGGCAGCUCUUGCUGAAAGUGGUAUCCUGUCCUCGCCACACGUGCACCUCCACAGGAGCAUGGCCUCGCCCCACCGCCCCCCGAGCACAGGAAACACAGGAGGCCUGCAGGGCAACGUCGAGCUGGUGCUGCCGAAUGGAUCCAGCUCUGGUCCUGGUCCCAUGGGAAAUGGUUUUGCGGCCAUGUCUGGCGACGGCAGCUUGGGGAAGGUCAUUCCAACCAAAUCUCCUCCUCCUCCUUCGCAGAGCAGCCUGACCCCUGGCAGCCGCAAGACAGACCUCAGAGUGCUCAUCCCUCCAUCCAGCAAAGGGAUGAUGCAGACACAGAAUACCCACAGGCUCGGCCGCAGUCUGUCCACCCAGCCUCUGACCACCCCAGUUGUGUCCGCCGCUACCCCCAGUCUGCCCCACCAGCCCCUGGUCUACAGUGGCAUCAACUCUGCCUACAGUAAUGACUACUCCCUGAACAGCCCUGACCUCUCUGCGCUCCACAGUUUCACCUCCCCUGCCAGCCUUCCUCCAGGCUCCACAUGGCAACACCACCAGCUGGGAGCGGCAGCCGGCGGCUCACUGGUGUCAGGGAGCGCCAACGCUGCCACAGCAAACCACAACCUCCACAUUAAAGCGGAGCCCAUCUCACCGCCCCGCGACCGCCUCAGCCAGUCUGGAUAUAUGACCCAGGCGCCUACCCCAACUCUCCCCCUCAACUCAUCCUCCUCCUCCUCCUCCUCAUGCUCCGCCAGGCCCGAGACGGGGAGGUCUCCUGCAGACAGCAUUAGCUCCUCCUGCAGCUCCUAUGAGGGGAGCGAUCGGGAGGAGCAGCGGCGGGACUUCCACUCCCCUCCGCUAGGGGGAAUCGCCAGACCCCAGACGGAAGCGGAGGGCAGGGAUAGCCCCACGGUCAAACGCCUGUGCAUGGACGGCUGGGUGACGUAGGAGAUGGCGGCCACUCCCGCUCGCGGAAACCCAACCACGUGAAUGCAACAAUCAGGUUCCAACACACAGCCAUGUUGGGGGACACACAGGAAGGACGUUAUUUUGCAAAUGAAGUGAUUAUUAAUAGAGCUGUUUUUAUUGCUACUAUCUUUUUUUUUUUGGUCAGAUUUUUGCAGAGAGUUGAGGAACUUUUGCUUUAGUCCCGCUAGAAUAGUUUUUAUUGACUUUAAAGUAAAUGUCUGAAGGACUUUUGAAGCUAUGAAAUGCAUCUGGGUAACAUAAAAAUGUCACUUCAUAGUCACAGACUAAUAUCGUGAUUAUAUCCACAGUUUGGUCUGGAACUUUUGUAUUUUACUUUGUAUAUCACACCGAGGACAGACUAUGAACAAGGCCUGAUAAUCCUAUGACAACGUGAUGUUGAUGGGAAGGUGUUGCAGUGGCGGCUGGUGCUAAAAACAUUUGGGGGGGGGGGCGCAAUUUACCUUGGCGCAGCACACCUGACAGCUGCUUUAAUGUCCACACAGUUACAGAGUUAUUAAGGACAAUGUAGCCUGUAGAUUUCACCGGGGUUUGUAGACAGUGGAUGAUUGACAGUCGAGGCAAGGCGUGGUGGUGGGUGUGAACAUGAUUGACAGCCAUGAGAAUUGUCCAAUCACAUUAGAGCAAAACACAUUAAAACAAUACCAAUUGACUGCCAAUAAAAGCGGGAGUGUCUGGGGCAGCACAGAACUGUGCCCCCUGGAAAAUCUGAAGAAACCAAUCAGACAGCAGCCUCAGGUCACCUGCUCGCCACAAGUUUGAGGGCUUACAUAAGGUAUGGUUUGGCCGGCGCCCCUCACCCAGGAAGUAUAUGUAUUCAGACAGAAAUCAACCAAAUACCAUGUAGAACCAGUAUUUAAUGGCUGCUGACAGACUGAAAAACACUUUAAUUUCAUAAUUAUCUGCAUUAUACAGCUAAAUAAUAUUCAACAUGUUUAAGUAGAUUGACAUCUCUUGAUAUUUGAAGGGGGCGGCGCCCCAGCGCCCUGUACUGGCCUGCCGCCACUGGACUUGCAAUAUUACUGGAUGUCCUGUGAAGAGAGUUAGCGCCAUCUGCAGGACAUCGUUCAACUCGGACGCCUGACAACAGAGAAAUGAGCCCACACUGCUCAUAUUCUCAGGGCUUUAAGAUUAUAAUGGGCUCAGCCUGAAAGCAAUACUCCCUCACCGUCAUCUCCAUCACCCUCCUUUGAUGAACACUUAUUUAUAUCAGUCAGAGCAGUAUGCUGUUUUAUAUGGCCAGUGUCUGUGUGGUUUUAUACGGUGUGCAAAAUGAGGCAACGUUUUCAUUCAACGAUAAUUUAAAAUUGAAAGCCGUGGACACUUUUUCUGUUUGUGUUGAUGAAGAUUAAAAAAAAAACAGAUUUGUGUUUGUAUAUAAUAACUUUAAAAUAUAUAAGAUUGUUGUUGCUUUAAAUUGUAAACUUUCUGAUGCUCAUUAUUAAACUUGCAUCAGCCUGAGUGAC
This is a messenger RNA of Lampris incognitus (smalleye Pacific opah), 3164 nucleotides long. RefSeq names its product myocyte-specific enhancer factor 2A-like. Gene Ontology annotation, molecular function: DNA-binding transcription factor activity, RNA polymerase II-specific; protein dimerization activity; RNA polymerase II cis-regulatory region sequence-specific DNA binding. The record is from RefSeq and is a predicted model, not a curated record. NCBI's taxonomy places the organism in Eukaryota, Metazoa, Chordata, Actinopteri, Lampriformes, Lampridae. The coding region runs from base 214 to 1659 and encodes 481 amino acids. Gene Ontology annotation, biological process: positive regulation of transcription by RNA polymerase II; heart development; cell differentiation. The transcript is spliced from 10 exons.